GCCCUUAAAACGGAGGCUGCGAUAUUGUUCCUAUAUAUAUAUUUCUAUCAAGUGUUAAACAUCGAUCUCACCAUCACUCACCUCAAACUAAAUGCUAGAGAAGAACAAAAAGAAAAAGGUACUAAGAUAAUGAAAGGAAGCAAGCCCUAUCUGGUUGUGAUUGCCAUCCAAGCUAUAUAUGCUGCCAUGUUUCUGCUCUCAAAAGCUGCAUUCGACCAUGGCAUGAACAAUUUCAUCUUCACCUUCUACAGACAGGCACUAGCAACCCUUUUCUUGAUCCCGUUCGCUUUGUUCUUCGAAUGGAAACAUGCACUGCCUUUGCCUUUUCGGACCUUCUGCAAGAUUUUCUUCCUAUCUUUAUGUGGGAUUACUUUAAGCCUGGAUGUUUAUGGUGUUGGUCUUAUUUACACCUCUGCAACUUUGGCUGCUGCUACUACAAACUGUCUUCCAGCUAUCACCUUCUUUCUGGCGCUCCUACUAAGGAGAGAGAGAUUGAAAGUAAAGACCAUCCCUGGAAUUGCUAAGUUAAUAGGCAUUUUAGCAUGCUUGGGUGGUGCAGCAAUCCUUGCCUUUUAUAAAGGUCCUCACUUUAAAUUUUUAAGCCACCGUCCCCUCCUGGGAAACCAUAAAAGCCAACAACAUCAAGGUCAUAAUGCUCUCUCUGCCUCUGGUACAUGGAUAAAGGGUUGCUUCCUCAUUCUCCUCUCCAACACAUUUUGGGGGUUGUGGCUUGUGCUACAGGCUUUUGUUAUAAAAAGUUACCCUUCAAAGCUUAUCUUCACAACCCUUCAGUGUUUCUUAAGCUCAAUUCAGUCUCUAGUGAUUGCCUUGGCCAUAGAAAGGGAUAUUGAGCAAUGGAAAUUGGGUUGGAAUGUCAGGCUCCUCGCUGUAGUAUACUGUGGAGUUAUGGUUACUGGUGUGGGCUUUUACUUGCAGACUUGGGUUAUAGAAAAGAAAGGACCAGUGUUUCUCGCAAUGUCAAUGCCAUUGGCUCUGAUUAUUACAAUCAUUUCCUCUGCAAUUGUCUUGGGCGAGAUAAUAAGUUUGGGAAGUGUGCUGUGGGGAAAAAGCAGGGAGCAAAUCUUAAAAGUCUCGCUGGAUUUGGAGCAAUCAUCAGGUUAAAACGAGCUUUCAAAUACGAUGAUGUGUGGAUUUUCAACGUCAAAAACAUAAGAAAAAUUUGACAUGAGAGGAUUCAUUGUGGUGAACUCUAAGACAUGUCAUGUUUUUUGCAGAAUGAAGCUAGUUGUUGGAAAAUAUAUACCUUAUGGUUAUGAAAUAUGGAUAAAGCUGAGCAUUCCUUCUUGUGCAUGAGAAUAAUAAAUUUCGCUUUUAAUGAUUAAAUAUGUUAAGGAGCCUCAUGCUCUAUGUAGUCAACAUCAAAGAUCUAUGUAGCUCAAGGCUUGAAUUUAGUCCUCCCUUAUUGUAAAAUGGUUGCAUAACCUAAACAAUCAAAAGUUUUAAUGGAGUUAAAAUUUGGCUA
This is a messenger RNA of Lotus japonicus, 1483 nucleotides long. RefSeq names its product WAT1-related protein At5g64700-like. The transcript is spliced from 7 exons. Bases 130 to 1122 code for a protein of 330 amino acids. Gene Ontology annotation, molecular function: transmembrane transporter activity. Lineage: Eukaryota; Viridiplantae; Streptophyta; Magnoliopsida; Fabales; Fabaceae. Gene Ontology annotation, cellular component: plasma membrane. The record is from RefSeq and is a predicted model, not a curated record.